CGGUCCGCGCGAGUGCCAGCAUUUGUCCCGUUAUCUCUAUAGCGCUGUCUCGCGGUACGGGACGAUUCGUGUGUUCUUGGCUCUUGGCUCUGCUCCAGCUAGAAGCGGUGUGUGCCGUGUUCGUGUGGUCCAGCGAAUUUGCGCGGCUAACAACAUUAAACACAGAAGAAACAGCAACACGCGGAAAAUUAAGUUGUUAAUUCGGUCUCUGGGCCGAUUCGGUUUUCCGUUUCUUUUUUUCCUUCUUCUAGUGGUCGUAGGUCGAUACAGUAACUGCGCCAGCUGCGGAAGGAAAUCUUGGUGUUUCUACUUUGCUUGCUGUUGGAUGCUGUUGAAUCGUGCUUGAGGGUGCGCUUUGUCGGGGUCGUCGUGGGUAUUUUUCCGGCCUCUUUCGUGACGGAUUUUAGAAGGAAGGGGCGCACGGAAUGGAAGAAAAUAUUGGGCCGAGAGCUUCUGUGGAACGCGUGGAAUAAUUCAUACACAGUAGGAUUUAUUGAAUUAAUGGGUUUUGAGAAGCUGCGGGAUCGUUGGUUCAAAACUUAACGCUCUGUAAAGUGGAUUGUGGGGCACUGAUGGCAGAUGUUUGCUGAUGGUGGAGAAGUAUCUGCAGGUUCCUCCAACAGGCUCCAUCGAUUGGAUUAGUGUGAGGGCAAAAGGCGGUGAAGCUGAUGUUGUUUCCGGCGAAGAAGAACGACGCAAAGAUUGCUACCGGUGGAUAAAGUUCGUGUCUGAGAAGCUGGUACUUGGUUCAUCAAAGUCUGAAAACAACUUUCGUCAACUGAAUUUCGCUGGUUCGUUGUUUGUGUUGUGUGGCUUCCAGUAAGUGGGUGUACCAGGUGAUAAGCACCUUAGCUACCAGUUCUGAUUCAUCAUCAAUAAGAAAGUAGGUGGGUGGGCUUAUAAGUGCGAAAGUUCAAGGUGAAUCUCAUGUGAAGAUGACGGUGAAAAACCUGCUGACAGCUGAAUACAAGUGAUAGGCAUCAUCGUUGCGGGUGACGAUAUUCCAUUAAGCUGCCGGAUCCAAAGCAAGUUGAAGGUGUUGAAUCAUUUAUCGGAUCACGAUUGAAAUUCAAUUAAAUCAGGAAGCUUACUGUUGGCAGUUCGCAUCUAACCCAACUAAUUGAAACAUCGUUUAUCGGGACAUGCGGCUCGGAAGUGUUGCCGCAUGGUAAUUGAAAUUGAUUUCCUAUUAGUAGCAGUGUGGCGAACAUUCCCCUCGUUAGUUAAUCGCUACGCAUAUCUGUAGCUGCCAACCUUUCAAUUAAUGGAGGUUUAUUGACCACCAGCCACCAGACACAGGGGGGAAAGGCAAACGUCAAUCUGUUUCCCGGUGGUUUCUCCGGGGUACCCUCUGACAAGUAUCGGCUAGUGGCAUUCCAUGGUGGAAAUUCGAUGGUGGUAUCGAUAGUUGCUUUUGCUGUUGACGGGAUCGACUAUUAGUGAUAAGUAUAGGACUAAGCACUCGUAACUGGUGUGAUGUGUGGGAAUUUAAUUUGUCGACGUAUGUCGAGUGCAGCAGCGGAUUAGCACCGGUCAACGAUUGACCGCAACAUGGAUUGUUCUAUUGACGCAUAAUAGAAUUUUCAGAGGAUAUUUCCUGUGGUUGCAACAAAAUUGGAAAAGCGCUUCUAAUGUCCAUUACCGGGAACGAUAAAAUGCAAUUGAAGCUGCAUUUCGAUUUCGUUUCCAAUUAAUGGAAGGUCCUGCUUUCAUCCUCCAUCUGAGGCACCAAUGUCGAACGUGAAAGGAAGUGAACAGUCAAAUCGAACUGAUACCUUGAAGGACCACCCGAUUUACGUUGAAUUUUGCGGAAAAAGUUAAAACAAAAAAUACUACAUACUCUCGAAGCAGAAAGACGGAGGAGCAGCAAUUGUAUUAAAAACCCAAACGAUGCAGAGUGCAAUCAUCAGUGCAUUAAUUUUGCUAGCGAAUGUGCAAAUCAAUCGACAUCGAGUGAAUGGCAUUCUGAGUGUUGAGGACAGCGGUGGAGGAGGUGGAGGCGGAACAACACGUGACGAGGGCGGGGGAGGAGCAACUGGUGCCGUAGGAAAGGAGCAAAUGGUGAGAGGAGCAACUGGUCCGGGGAGCUGGAAUGUUGGCGGAUUGAACAGCCUACAGCAGGGGGCGCAUAGCAUCAUCAAAAAAUUUUCGCCGCAUCCGUACUUUGACUUCGAUCUGCCGCGAAAUAUCACGACCCGGGUGGGCCAAACGGCUUUCAUCAAUUGCCGGGUGGAGCAGAUCGGUGAUAAAUGGGUUUCCUGGAUAAGAAAGCGAGACCUGCACAUCCUGUCGGCGGGAAUGGUUAUAUACACCUCAGACGAGCGAUUUCAGGUCGCCCGUUCUGACAGGUCCGACGUUUGGACGAUGCAGAUCAAAUUUGCUCAACAGCGAGACUCCGGCGCUUACGAGUGCCAAGUCAACACAGUGCCUAAGAUGUCGAUGACAUUCCAGUUAAAUAUAGUAGAGGCAAAAGCUCUCAUCCUCGGACCAACAGACAUAUACGUAAAAAUCGGUAGUGCGGUGACGCUUACCUGUAUCAUAACGCAGGGUCCUCACGAUUUGGGUACCAUCUACUGGUAUCGAGGAUCCAAUAUCAUCAAACCCACAGAGUCCCACCCAAACGAGUCGUCGAUUGUCUAUCCUCCCCGGAUAUCGGUCGAGCUGAAGUGGACGGAAGCGCUCACCUCGAGACUGAAAAUACUGGACGCCAAACUGUCGGAUUCCGGCAACUACACCUGCAUGCCGACAUCGGCCGAGGCCAGCAGCGUCAUGGUGCACGUUCUCAAUGAGGAAAAUCCAGCCGCCAUGCAACGAGGGGGCAGCAUAGCACGGUACGGAUCCCGGGCCUUCAUCCAGCUGCAUUUGGUGGUCCUUCUGGCAGUGGCACUGGCAUCCCAAUUCCAUCAUCGACAUCCCUGCUGGCAACGGUGCUCAUAGCAAUGAUGGAGGUCGUAAAAGUACGAAGUACCUAGUAUGUAGAGUCGACGGGUGGCGUUGAUGAUCUGAUGAUGGAACAGCAGAAGCAUAGACAGCAGAAGCAGCAGCAACAGUAGCGAACGAUAGACAGAAAUGUCGGCAGAAGAAGCAGCCGCAGCAUCAAGUGCGACGACCAAAGAACGGGGCUUCCGAUGCGCCAUUUCGGAUUGGCGGAAAAUUAGUAGAAAUCUGCCGGCAGUGACUGAAAACAGAAUUAGUGUAUUUUUGUAUUUUUUUGGUUCUCGAUAUUUCACUUCCAUCGAUUGUACCAACUGUGUGCCGGACAAUUCGGGUGAGAUUUUUUUUUUGUUGCAAACGGAUAGUUCGAGCUCAACCGAAGAGAAAAAAAAAACCCAUCUCCGGUCAGUGGAAGUUCGAGGCCCAAAGUGUAAAUGUAGUAUUAAAAAUGAAACAGUUUAUACGGCAUCAUCGGUGUCGCCACCAUCGUAACGAAGUCAGUCAGCCGCCACAAUCGAACGAAGUCCAACAAAACGAGGUAUAAUUUCUUCACAUAGACGCCCUAAGCUUCCCUCGAGAAACAGAUUAAAGAAAGAUUGUCAGUACAGUUCAUAAAGUCGAAUAGAGUUUAUUAGAAUCAAAACAAAAGAAAAAAAAAACAAACAAAUCACAUCCGCAGUCAGAAUCGAAACUUUUACACAUCGUGGUGAAAUAAAUCAUAUUUAUUGAGCAGCCGAUUGAUGAUCGACAGUUUGCGUGACAGGUUCGUGCGUGACAGAAAAUGAUUGGCGAAAAAGCGCCAGGGAACGAAAGUGUGAGAGCAUAAAAAGAAUAGUGAAGUGUAAAUAUAGAGCAUAAGAUGUAAAAAAUCACUUAGGUGCGAAGUAGAAGCAAAAACCUGAAGCCCGAUGAACUAAGAAGCAGCAAAUAACAGAACAGCACAAGUUGAUGAUAUUCAAACACUUAACAGAAUAGUUCACGUUCAAUUCUCACUGCGCCGAACAUCUAUCGAGGGCGCGUAAUUCAAGGGCAACACUGUACAGAUGCCAAAUGGUGGCAAAACCAAAAUUUGCUGUAAAGAUGUUCAAAUAAAAAAC
Messenger RNA from Uranotaenia lowii, 4031 nucleotides. RefSeq names its product zwei Ig domain protein zig-8-like. The record is from RefSeq and is a predicted model, not a curated record. Gene Ontology annotation, cellular component: neuron projection membrane. Gene Ontology annotation, biological process: synapse organization. The coding region runs from base 1891 to 2937 and encodes 348 amino acids. The transcript has 10 exons. NCBI's taxonomy places the organism in Eukaryota, Metazoa, Arthropoda, Insecta, Diptera, Culicidae.